AUGAGUUCGGUGAGCGGCAACAGAAGUGCGGGACAUAGCAAUGGAGGUGGAAGGGGUCAAGGUUCCUUACAGAAGCUUUCUUCCAAGGAUCGCCUUAAUGACUCAAUGGAGGAUGAAAUUCUUGCCUUCCUUAUCGAUGAUGAAGCCCAGCUGCACACAUAUGACGAUCUCACCAAAGUCAAUCCUGUGACCCCAACAACAGUCCUGAGAUGCCUGCAGGCCAGAUACACCGUGAAGGUAUUUUACACCCAUGCUGGCUGCACCUUGGUGGCUCUUAACCCCUUCCAACCUGUUCCUGAACUUUACUCCUUGGAUGUCAUGAAAGAGUAUCACUGUGCUCCUCAGAUUAAGGAGCCAAAGCCACAUAUCUUUAUUGUGGCAGAGGAAGCCUACAGGAAUGUUAAGGGUCAGCUAGUGCCAGUGGACCAGUCCUUAGUGGUCAGUGGAGAGAGCGGUGCCGGAAAGACAUGGACUUCUCGUUGCCUGAUGAAAUACUACGCCACAGUGGCAGCUUCCUCGUCAGUGGUAGAUAGUCAGGACACUGUGGAGAGGAUAGAGAGGAGGGUGUUGGACUCCAACCCCAUCAUGGAAGCUUUCGGUAACGCGUGUACACUCCGCAACAACAACAGCAGCCGCUUUGGAAAGUAUAUCCAGCUCCAGCUUGACAGGUGUCACCUGCUAGUAGGUGCGUCAGUGCAGACAUAUUUACUGGAGAAGACCAGGGUUGCCUACCAGCCUCCAAAUGAAAGGAACUUUCACAUCUUUUACCAGAUGAUGAAAGCAGCAAGUGAUGAGCAGAGAAAGGAGUGGAAGGUGCCACAUGGUCACCACUUUGCGUGGCUACCAAAUGUUGAAAAAACUAUAGAGGAGGACUGUUUUCAAGAGACCCUUGAUGCUAUGGUACACCUGCAUAUAAAUACAGAGCAGCAGAGACAGAUAUUUAGGAUUUUAGCAGGCAUUCUGCAUCUGGGGAAUGUGAAUUUUUCUAUUUCAGCAGACGACUCACAGCCGUGUGACAUAAAGGAUCAGUCCAAAGGCUCCUUGCAUAUGGCUGCUGAACUGUUGCAAAUUCCUGCUGAGGAUCUUCAGACAUGUUUAAGUGUGAGGACAUUAAAAGCAGGGAGGCAGAGUGUACACAAGCCUUGUACACAAGUAGAGUGCUGCGUACGGAGAGAUUGCCUUGCCAAAGUCAUCUAUGCCAAAUUAUUUGAAUGGCUGGUGGCGUACAUCAACAACAGCAUUUUUGCGGACAAAUCCACUUGGUGCAACUUCAUAGGUGUUCUAGAUGUAUAUGGCUUUGAAUGUUUCCAAAGUAACAAUCUGGAGCAGCUUUGUAUCAACUAUGCCAAUGAGAAACUCCAGCAGCACUUUGUUAGCCAUUAUCUACGAGCUCAGCAGGAGGAAUAUGUGUCUGAGGGGUUACAGUGGUCCUUUGUCAAAUACCAAGAUAACCAGGGCUGUUUGGAUCUCCUGGAAGGAAGCCCUAUUAGCGUGUUUUCUCUUCUUGAUGAGGAGAGCCGUCUAAAUCGAGCCUCAGAUGCCAGAGCGUUCAGGAUUCGUCUGGAGAAGGAGCUUGGAGACAACAACAACAUUGGCUGGGAUAAAUUCAGCAAGGUGCCACACUUCACUGUGGCCCAUUACGCUGGCAAAGUGGAGUACAGGAUAGAUGGCAUGGUGGAGAAAAACAAGGAUCCAGUGGCACCAGAGAUCAUAAGCCUGCUUCAAAUGUCAGAAAACCUCCUGCUUCAUAAUAUCUUCACAGAAAACGAAAGUGAAAACUCAUCAAGCAAGGGGAUCAGUAAAGUCACUGUAGUGUCAAAAUUUAAGAACUCCCUGGAGACCUUGAUGAGCAUCCUCCACAACACAACUCCUCACUAUACUCGCUGCAUUAAACCAAAUUCUGACUGCAAGCCUUUGAUCUUCAAAAAGGAGGAGGUCAUAAUGCAAUUAGAGGCCUGUGGGAUUGUUGAGACAAUACAUAUAAGUGCUGCUGGCUUUCCUAUAAGAAUACCAUUCAAGGCUUUCAUACAACGCUAUGGAUUGAUAUCGAAACACUCAAACUUCAAGUCAGAAGCCUCAAACCUUGUGAUGACUGGCUGCGACAACGAAAGUAAUCUACAGGAGGUGGAAAGGCUACUUGGCUUGGUGUUGCAACACUCGGAGUAUAAUAUUAGCAGGGAACCCAAAUCUCUGGUGCAUUGUGGGAGGACCAAAGUUUUUCUCACCCAGUCAAUGUUAGACAUACUGGAAGAUCUGAGGAAGAAGAUUCUCUCAAAAUGUGCAUUCUCCAUUCAGUGCUGCUGGACACGCUACCAAAGGCGCAAACGUCAAGAGCGGCGGCAUUCUGCUACUCUAAUCCAAGCAGCGGUCCGUUCUUGGCUCGUCAGAAGACGUGUCCAGAGGUGGGAUAGAGCCGCAACACUUAUUCAGAAAUCCUGGAGGCAGUGGCGGGAACUUUUGAAAUCACUGGCUGAGGCAGAGCUCGAUGACGCAGAAGAUCUCGUUCAGGAAGAGGUGGCGGAAUUAAAUGCCAUCAUCGGGGAACGCGGAUCCGUGCAGCUAUCCGGCAUCCAGGAACCCGUCACUGUGCGAGGAUGGCCGAUGGGGUUGGCUUUGCCCUCAGCACCAUCCAUCACAAUGUCCGUGAGGGCCACAGGCUUGCGAAAGAUGAUAUCUGUGGUGGCUUCUCUCAAACUUCCUUCCAAGAGAGGAGAAUAUAAGGUGGAGACAAACCAGAACAUGAGGGGAGUUGCCUCCAUUCGGGCUCAACCAAAGGGAUCUGUUAAACUGCACUGCCAGCCGUCACCCCUUCUUUAUGCAAACAGGCAACCGGAGAUGAGUAAUUAUGUGACUGGUUUCAAUGAAAUCCUACUAGAGAAGACUCUAUAG
Nerophis lumbriciformis (worm pipefish) is the source of this 2889-nucleotide messenger RNA. Lineage: Eukaryota; Metazoa; Chordata; Actinopteri; Syngnathiformes; Syngnathidae. The record is from RefSeq and is a predicted model, not a curated record.